CCGGACGGCACAAUGCCCUCAGACAAGAGCGUGGGCGUGGCUGACGGUUCCUUCAACACGUUCUUCAGCGAGACGGGCUCCGGCAAGCACGUGCCUAGGUCCAUCUUCGUGGACUUGGAGCCAAACGUCGUGGACGAGGUCCGAGUGGGCCCGUACCGCCAGCUGUACCACCCUGAACAGCUGAUCAGCGGCAACGAGGAUGCUGCCAAUAACUACGCCCGCGGUCACUACACCAUCGGCAAGGAGCAUAUUGACCUAGUCGUGGACCGCAUCAGGAAACUGGCGGACCAGUGCACUGGACUGCAGGGCUUCUUGCUUUUCCACAGCUUCGGUGGUGGUACGGGGUCCGGGUUCACGUCCCUGCUCAUGGAGCGGUUGUCCGUGGACUAUGGCAAGAAGUGCAAGCUGGAGUUCUCUAUCUAUCCAGCACCACAGCUGGCCUCGGCGGUGGUGGAGCCGUACAACGCCAUACUGACCACCCACACCACUCUGGAACACUCGGACUGUUCCUUCAUGGUGGACAACGAGGCUAUCUACGAGAUCUGUCGCAAGAAGCUGGAUGUGGAGCGACCUACUUUCCUUAACCUCAACCGGCUGGUUGGGCAGAUCGUGUCCUCUGUCACCGCUUCUCUGAGGGGAGACGUGGUACCCACUGACGUCAGUUCCGCCAUCGCCAACAUCAAGACCAAGCGCAGCAUCCAGUUUGUAGACUGGUGUCCUACUGGGUUUAAGGUUCGAGCUCUUUCGUCGUUUACUUACAACUUCCAUAGCUCACAAGAAAGAAACCCGAAGUUAAUAGCACUGUUAAUGUAAUAAUAACCACCGACCCCCUUUCCCCCAUCCCGAACCAAAUAUAGACCUCCUUCUCACAACUCCCCACACCCCCCAAUUCCCAACUUCAACUGAGUUAGUCUUAGUACGCAUAUAACAUCAUUGCCUGAAAGUGUGACGUUGUUGAAUGCCCCCCCCCUCCAACCUCUUCUUUUUUUCUCAGUAUUCAUGCCUGAAUCUGUAUGUCGUACUAUUUUCGUUUUCCUCUAAACGGCCGUUACAUUAUAUCAUUCGACGUGCUUCUCUUUCUCGUUCAUUCAUUCCCCUCGC
Molecule: messenger RNA, 1101 nt
Organism: Aplysia californica (California sea hare)
Lineage: Eukaryota; Metazoa; Mollusca; Gastropoda; Aplysiida; Aplysiidae
Product: tubulin alpha-1 chain
Biological process (GO): microtubule cytoskeleton organization; mitotic cell cycle
Cellular component (GO): microtubule; cytoplasm
Molecular function (GO): GTP binding; structural constituent of cytoskeleton
Source: RefSeq, a predicted model, not a curated record